Messenger RNA from Colletotrichum paranaense, 1566 nucleotides. RefSeq lists its product as uncharacterized. The transcript is spliced from 2 exons. NCBI's taxonomy places the organism in Eukaryota, Fungi, Ascomycota, Sordariomycetes, Glomerellales, Glomerellaceae. Bases 1 to 1566 code for a protein of 521 amino acids. The record is from RefSeq and is a predicted model, not a curated record.
AUGAAAUUCGACACAAGCAUUGUCGAUAAGAUUGAAAUCGAAAAGGAUGGUCAAGUCUAUAAGAAACGUCCGGCCAUAUGGUCGGAAGCAUUCUGUCGAAGCCUUCACCAUCUGUCUCUACAUCCCAUCUGGGCAAAGAACCUCGGGCUGCUCGUCACCGCUCUGCAGUACGCCUCCGUCCUCCGCACUAAGAACUACCAGUAUUGGCCGUUGGGCAAUAAUACAAACGACAACUUUCUCGCCGCCUUUAUUGAUGUAAUCGACAAACACAAGGGCCAGGGCAAGCCGCUGUACGAGCUACACGGCAAGACGAGGGAGCGAAUCACCAAGCCAGCAUGUGAUUCGUCCUUGUUGUCGAACCUGAUGCUGGUUCUUGAGGAAGGCGUUGUUCCCGAUCCUGAAGCGGAGCCUCGUGGGAAUGGCAGGAAGUUCCGACCAUACAAGAUUAGCAUUCAGGAGAUCAACAACCUCAACAGGGCCUUGGCCAACUCUACAUACAGGGGUAGACCACGCGGGGGAGGCUUCACGCCCAAGGAAUUUGCCAAAAUCACCGCCCACGGUCGAAGACCAUUGGAAGAGCUCCCAGGCGAGAGCAAUAUUGCCGAACUUUACGAGCGAGCCAUUCUUAAAUGUCUACGAUGGGAAGCCAAGAACAAGAAUCAACGAGCCCGACUCAACGUGCCAAAGACUGAGCCUCACCGACGGCCGGGUCGCUGCGAGGAAGCACACGGAGAUGACGCGACAGAGAAAGCUCAGCUGAGGGAAGAACUUGCCGCGUCAAGACGCAAAGUAGAAGAAUAUCGGGCGGAACUGCGAGCACAAUCACGAAGCGAGGCUGAGAACCAGGAGUUGAAAGGCAGGCUGGAAACUCGACCUGGCGAUCGUUCAAUGAUGGAGCAGAUCUUGCAGGAGGAAGUUGACUUCACAAGACGCCAGUACGACACAAUAAUGGCGAAACUACGAGCGCCACAUGAAAGGCCUAGCGCCGAGGGGAAACUUCAGGCUGAGAACCAGGAGUUAAAGAGUAAUGUUGGUGGACAUGCGCGGAUAAAGAAAGACCUCAGAAACAGACUGACACAAAGCGACCAGGCAGCCGCGCAGCUGGAGACUGUACAAGCUGAGAAGGACGACCUCGAGGCAAAGCUCAAGUCCAUGGAAGCCAGGCUUAAGUCCAAGGGGGCCUCGGCCAGGAGAAGGAAGAAGAAGAAUCGCAAGUUGGAGAAGAAACUGGAAUCCUUUCGCUUGCAGACGGAGGCUAGAAUCCGAGUGAAUGAGCCAUCAGGCUCAUCCGACGACAUGGGCCUUGGCUCGGACAACAUGAAUGCUGGCCCGGAAAGCACGAACCCGCGACCGAAAGAGAUUGGAAAUGGGACCUCUGAAGGCGGCAGUGAUGGGCACACCGAAGGUGGCCACAAUGAACCCGCCGCAGAGCUAUCUGAAGCUGAAAUCUUGACCAAGAUGCUUGCAGUGACACGUCCCAAAGAGAAAUGGCGUCACAGCACUGAAUAUUACCACGUGCUCUCUCGAGAUCCCUUAAAGAGGGUCGCCCAUCCGGAAUACAUCUAG